GGAGAAGGCAGGAAGGGAGGCAGGGGGGGGAGAGAGAGAGGGAGGGAGGAGGGGGCGGUUGCUAGGCUGCGCGCGGGGCCGAGUGGGCCUGCCUCAGCCGGGGCGGCCUGCCCUGCCAUGGCCUCCACGCCGCCGCCGGCCUCUCCUUCGGCCGCGAAGCCGCCUCCGCCCGCGGCUGCCGGGCCCUGCUGCGUGCUGUGCUGCGGGGAGCUGGAGGUGGUGGCGCUGGGCCGGUGCGACCACCCCGUCUGCUUCCGCUGCUCCGUCCGGAUGAGGGCCCUCUGCAACGGGAGGUACUGCGCCGUCUGCCGCGAGGAGCUCGACCAGGUGGUCUUUGGGAGGAAGCUGACAUCAUUCUCCACAAUCAACCUCAGCCAGUUGCAGCAUGACAAGAAAUAUGACAUCUAUUUUACUGAUGGAAAAGUUUAUGCUCUCUAUAGGAAGCUUUUGCAGCAUGAAUGCCCACUCUGCCCGGAUGCCAGGCCCUUUGCCACCGUCGUGGACUUGGAGCAACACAUGAGGAAACAGCAUGAACUCUUCUGCUGCAAACUCUGUGUGAAGCACCUGAAGAUCUUUACUUACGAGCGCAAGUGGUACUCGCGCAAGGACCUGGCUCGACACAGGAUCCACGGGGACCCUGAUGACACAUCUCACCGCGGCCACCCCUUGUGUAAAUUUUGUGAUGAGCGCUAUUUGGACAACGACGAGUUACUGAAACAUUUGAGAAGAGACCACUAUUUCUGCCACUUCUGUGAUUCUGACGGCGCACAGGAAUAUUAUAGCGAUUACGAAUACCUCCGGGAACACUUCCGUGAGAAGCACUUCCUCUGUGAAGAAGGUCGGUGCAGCACCGAGCAGUUUACCCAUGCUUUCCGGACUGAGAUAGACUACAAGGCCCACAAGACAGCCUGCCACAGCAAGAACCGAGCAGAGGCCCGGCAGAACCGGCAGAUCGACCUUCAAUUCAACUAUGCGCCAAGGCAUCAGCGGAGGAACGAGGGCGUCGUGAGCGGGGAAGAUUACGAAGAGGUUGAUCGAUACAGCCGCCAAAUGAGAGGAACCAGGACAGGCCUGCGAGGUGGGCAACAAAACAGGAGGGGCAGCUGGCGAUACAAAAGGGAAGAAGAAGACCGGGACAUUGCUGCAGCAGUUAGGGCCUCAGUCGCUGCCAAAAGGCAAGAGGAGAAAAAGCGUGGGGAAGAAAAAGAGGAGAGCAUCCGUGGGAAGAAGGAAGACGCAAAGGACCCAGACUUGAACACCUCAAAGCGAGGACCAAAGCCUCAGGCUGAAGCACCAGCUCCCAAGGAAGCUCUUCCGAAUGCCGUUCUGAGUCAGGAAGACUUCCCUGCCAUUGGCACACCGGUCGUGGGCUGUUUGCAGAGCUCCUCCCAGCCAGCUCCGGUCAAGCUGGACGAAGAAGACUUCCCCAGCCUCUCUUCCUCCUCCGCUCCUGCCGCUUCCUCAGCCCUCUCCUUGAGCUACACAGCCACCGCCAAGAGGUCUGCCUUCCAAGAGGAGGACUUCCCGGCCUUGGUGUCCCGCGUCCAGCCAAACCCAGUCUCGGCCCUCACCUCCGCCUGGAGCUGCAGCUCUGGCAAAAAUGUGGCCCGGACUGUGGCUGCCGUUAACCCCAGCCAACCCCCUCGGAAAGCAGCCCCCAGCGGUGGCGCAAAGGGGGGCAAAAAGACCAAGGCAGCACUUCUUUCCGGAGACGAGGAGGACCGCGGUGGCCUCACCACCCAGGAGAUCCGUGCGGCCCCAACCAUGGUAGACGUAUCCUCCUUGCUGGCCACUUCCAGUUCCCAAGGGUUCAUCCGAGUGGGCCGGAAGAAGAAGGUCGGGGCGGAGAAGUUGAAGGCGGCCUCGCCUCCCACGUUGCAGGAUGCGGCGCCCGACCUGGCUUUGGGAGAGAAGGGGCCGGAUGCCAAGCUCUCCCCUGACCUUCCUCCAGCUGCGACUGUCGUGAACGGCCACUCUGAGAAAGCCUUCCUCCCCAGUCAGGCUUCCAAGGAACCCCCUGGCCUCAAGAAGCCCCCCGCCCCGAACCAGACCCUGCUGCCUCAAGAAGACUUCCCUGCCCUUGGAAACGCUGGACCGCCCCGAAUGCCACCCCCUCCAGGUUUCAACUCUGUGGUGCUGCUCAACCCACUGCCUCCUCCGGGGCUGUCAGGGCCCCUGAGCAAACCGCCUCCAGGCUUCGUUCCAAUUGCACCCGUUCCGGACACUGCCCCCGUUCCUCCGAAAGAGCCAAAACCUUGCCAAGGACCCUACCUGAUCCUAGAAAACUUCCAGCAGCGGAACAUCCAGCUUAUCCAGUCCAUCAAGGAAUUCCUUCAGGACGACGAGUCUCAGUUCAACAAAUUCAAGACCUAUUCGGGGCAGUUCCGGCAGGGCCAGAUUUCUGCGGAGCAGUAUUAUCGAAGCUGCCAGGAGUUGCUGGGAGAGAACUUCCGAAGGAUCUUCAGCGAGCUGCUGGUGCUGCUGCCGGACACGGCCAAGCAGCAGGAACUGUUGGCCACCCACAACGAGGCCCGGGCCAAGGCUGGGAAGCCCCGGAAGAACCCCCGCAAGGCGGCCUGGCAACCGGAGCCGGGCCUGGGCCUGGACUGCUGUGUCUGCCCCACCUGCCAGCAGGUGCUGACCCCGCAGGACAUGGCCUCCCACAAGGCCUUGCAUUUGGAGCAGGAAGAGGAGGAGUUCCCGUCCCUGCAGGCCAUCAGCAGGAUCAUCAGCUAGCUGUGCCAGGUGAACCAAUAAAAAGGGCCGUCUCCAUCUUUAAAAAAAAAACAAGCAACACAUGCUUCUUGGGGGGUGGGCUCUCAAGAGAGCGGAUGGCGCUGUGGAUGUCUGUGUGAGUCAGAGGGGGAAGCAGAGGUGCUAGCAUAUUGGGGAGGCAAUGGUGCCAGGGAAGUUCUGCUUCUUCCGAAUAGGCUGGCAUUGCAGGGUCACAGGCUUUGUGGCUUGGCUUCCCAUCAGAGACAGGGAAGUCACUGUUUUCUGAAUGUAAACAUGAAGCACAGGUGGGGACGUUUUUACAGAAAAAGGUUAGGAUGGUUAGCUGCAAAGGGGAACCAUUGGGAAUGGUGAAAGGUGCAGGCAGAAGGUCCAGGAAUAAAGAUAGGCGCAACGAGCCCUGUCCUCUUCACUCCUUCACUUUAUGAUAAAUUUGAAGCUGCUGUUAAGCCUUUAUAGAUUGUUUUUGGGUAAGAGAAACCUCAUUUCCUUUUCCUGCUGUUAGAACUCUAUGUAGGAACAGGCCACAUUCUGUACUUUUCCAUCUCCCUGUAAACCUGCAUUUUUAGCUCAGAGAUGCAAUUCAGGUUGUGUUCCACUGUUUGGGAGGAAAGAACAGCACUCCACCUCUGAUCAGAUGGCUCAUUAAAAGCGGCUCCACGUUGACCAUCCAAUGCUGCUGUUUCGUGUCUCCGAAAGUGGAUAUUAACGGAGGUCAACAAGAUAGGAGGGUCUCAAGUCCUUUUGCGGAACGGCCUUGGCUGGCUUUUUGUGUUUCCUUCCAGUAAACAAAUAAGUUGCUUGGCUUAUGGAGUGAAAUACCCCCCAAGUUAGAAUAAAAAUAAUAUAGGGAGCCCCAUUGGAUGCCCAUGUAGACUGAUAAUAUCAGCUGAAACUGAUAGCUUUCAGGUAGAUUCUUAAUGCAGUGGCCUUUCCCAUCCAAAGACGAACCAGGCCUACAUGUACCCAAAAUUUGGUGGGUUUUUUUUAGUGUUUGGAGGUUUGAAGCACAGGAAGUAUAGAGAUCUAGAUGCGGCAAAAGGGAUAUUUAGGGACAGCAUGAGGCCUGCAAGCUGUAUGACCUCCCUUUCGGUCUUCGGCCCUGCAGGGCAUUGAAUACGACGCUCCUCAGAACGCGUUUACCUCCAUUGAUUCCUGCUUGGGCUCCCACAGGUUUUGAUGGGGCAAGUAUAGCAACGAACAGAGCAGCUACUGUAGAUGCUGCCUUCCUAUUUGGGGUUUUAACAAACACAACUCUCAUAAAACAGGGCACACAACUGGCUCAGUUUCACAAGUCACCCUUUGCAGCCCAUGAUCCAUUUUGUUGCCUUGCCUGGGUCUCUGGCUAUACUUUUCCCCUGCCUUUAGCCAACGUUGGCUCAAAUAAACCAGGGUCAGUGACACUUCCAUUGUUCAGAAGAGAUUCUCAGUUGUUAAUAGAGAUUCUCAGUUGUUAUAGAUGGCCACAGGCUGCAUUCAAUGUCUGCUUUAACCACUUUAAGAGUGUCCCAUGGCCUCCUUCUCCUUCCCCUUGGUUUCUGUCAUAGGACAUUAAUGGAGACGCCGUUAAAUCUUAAAACCUUUAUUGGAAAAUAAGUUGCAGUCAGUUCACAGACAAUUAAAAGUACACAAUCACA
Anolis carolinensis (green anole) is the source of this 4370-nucleotide messenger RNA. It is a transcript of the gene znf598, whose product is annotated as zinc finger protein 598, E3 ubiquitin ligase. Lineage: Eukaryota; Metazoa; Chordata; Lepidosauria; Squamata; Anolidae. The record is from RefSeq and is a predicted model, not a curated record. Bases 118 to 2736 code for a protein of 872 amino acids. Gene Ontology annotation, molecular function: ubiquitin protein ligase activity; ribosome binding. Gene Ontology annotation, biological process: protein ubiquitination; rescue of stalled cytosolic ribosome. The transcript is spliced from 12 exons.